AUGCGGCACGUCCUAACCCUCUUCUCGAUACUCCUCGCUUUCUCCGCCUUUGGCAACGCAUCACGUUUUGCGCCCGCUCAACGAUCAAGAUUCGGUCCCCGAAAAAGUUGCCCAGCUACUUAUACAUCGGAAACAAUCGACGGAGAACAACACUGCGUCGCACCACGCGCCGAAGAUUACAGAAGGGAAAUCGUCAACGGAGUACCACCAGAAGGCGUCCGUCCCAACCCCUCCAGAAACCCAGCCCAACAAUCCGCCGUCGCAGCCGAAAGAGCCACAGUCAGCGCUACCGAUGCCAUAGUAAUCUCUCAAAACAACCAAGGCAUCAGCGCCGGCGCCGUCGUCCCGGCAAACCCCGACCCCUGCGGCCCUCCGACCGGCCAGGCGCCGGGUGUUGCGGGCUCCCUGUCGACGUGCCAUGCGAAUGUCAGCGUGGCGGAUUUGGCUCAGCCGAGCUAUUAUGGCGUGCAGUGCACGAAUGACAAUUCGGGGUUUACACUCGAGCAGGGGACUUGCUUGGAUUCUUUGCUCACGGAGAAUCCUACUGAUGGUGAGGAUAUCAAUAGGUUGCCCAAAGGUGGUGCACCGCCUCCAUCAGACGGAAGAUGCCAAGAGCAGAUCACCAGCGUCAUUAGCCAGUCUUGCGCGGGACCUGUGUUCAAUGCUGGAGGGGUCAAUGUAAAAGAAUUUCCCAGCGCCGGCGCGUCUAAUACUUCGUCGACGGGGUUGCCGGUGGAUCCCAUGUAUCCGAGUUAUGUCAUGAUGCCGUUCAAGAGCUAUUGCGGGAUUAACGUCAUGGAUGAUUGCUGA
Letharia lupina is the source of this 810-nucleotide messenger RNA. RefSeq lists its product as uncharacterized. The record is from RefSeq and is a predicted model, not a curated record. Lineage: Eukaryota; Fungi; Ascomycota; Lecanoromycetes; Lecanorales; Parmeliaceae. The coding region runs from base 1 to 810 and encodes 269 amino acids. The transcript has 2 exons.